Molecule: messenger RNA, 351 nt
Organism: Mesorhabditis belari
Lineage: Eukaryota; Metazoa; Nematoda; Chromadorea; Rhabditida; Rhabditidae
Source: the annotation of a GenBank genome assembly
AUGUCGAUUGAAACGAUUCCGAAGAAUAUGAGGGGUCUUCGCGCGUGCCUCGUUUGUUCCCUCAUCAAAAGCCUUCAGCAAUUUGUGGAUGAUGGUUGCGAUAAUUGCGAGAAAUUCUUGCAUCUCAAGGGUGACAACGAGCGAACGAUCGACUGCACGAGCCCGUGUUUCAAUGGAAUGAUCGCAGCAAUGGAUCCAAACGACUCUUGGGUGUGCAAGUGGAAGAAUAUCUCCCGCAAACACAGGGGCAUCUAUGCGGUUUCCACCUCAGGCACUCUUCCACCACGAAUCGCCGCCGAACUUCGAGACAUGGGUGUUCGCUAUACGGCGCGUAUGAGAGAUGCAACUCAA